Mycena citricolor is the source of this 705-nucleotide messenger RNA. The record is from the annotation of a GenBank genome assembly. Lineage: Eukaryota; Fungi; Basidiomycota; Agaricomycetes; Agaricales; Mycenaceae.
GCGUGUCAAGUGUACCACCGCCUCCUGACCGAUGGGAGGUUCGUCGGGAUCCAGUAUAAUCUCCUCGAUUGUUCCUCGUGCUCCGUUUGUGAGGUCCAAAUCGGUCUCUAUAUUGCUUGUCACCAUCAGUUCCAUGCCGACCGCGAGUUCGAUGGUGUCCUCCGCUUGGCACACGUACAGCUGCGUCCGAUUCUUGGCGCACAUUCGACGCGUUGCUUCUUCAUUCCAUGGAAUUCGCACGCCAUGCCGAGGUGUCACCUGUGUGGCCGCCAACCAUCCAUCAUCCAACUUCUCGCUUGGAUUCAACACCAAGAAAAUCCAACCACACAGGGUCAGACACACGCAUUUGUUGUUUCAAUAUCACGACGGUCGUGAAUUCUUCAUACACGACACGACCGAUUUUCGUGUCCACAGUGUCGUUCAUCUUGCCAGCAGUGCGGAACCGCCCGUCGUUAGAUGUCGCUUGCAAUGCACCACCUGUAGGAUAAUACAGCGCUUGAUUGAUCGAUUUGGCGACAGGCGGGAACUGGUGAAAGUCGCCGCAAAGAAUCACGUUGAUCCCACCGAAAGAUUUGUCCGUGCUAGACGAUUUCCCAACCCCGAUGUUUCGAGAAAGAAUGGCGAAAAAAUCUUUACUGAGCAUAGAUACUUCGUCAAUGAUUAGGUAUCGUCGCGUUUUCCAGAAAUCUUGAAGCUUCGAUCUUG